This is a messenger RNA of Mercenaria mercenaria, 1038 nucleotides long. RefSeq lists its product as uncharacterized. The transcript has a single exon. Lineage: Eukaryota; Metazoa; Mollusca; Bivalvia; Venerida; Veneridae. The coding region runs from base 268 to 1038 and encodes 256 amino acids. Gene Ontology annotation, molecular function: protein binding. The record is from RefSeq and is a predicted model, not a curated record.
AAUCAGCAAGAUAAAGCAAGAUCACGUCGUAAUAUUUAAUGAAGAAUAGAACACUAAAUAUUGCAAUUUUGGGAACAACUCUCAGCGUCAUUUGAAAGAGCUUGAUUUUUCCAAUAUGUUUACUUGUAUGCGUUUAAUCACAUACCGGUUCUUACAAAGAAAUCAUGAAGAAUAAAGUGCAUACGUAAAAAAUGAUCGGACUAUUAAGGACGUGGUUGUCGAUGGUAAAUGACGCUGGUUGUAUGAACGUCGCAAGACGCUAGUAGAAUGGACGACCAUGUUAGAAUGGCCGGCACCGGCGGAAUGGAAGAACAUGGUACAGUAGACAACGCUGGUGAUAUAGACGACCAUGUGACAUUGGCAUAUGCAGAAGCUGUGGACGACGAUGGUAAAAUAAAUGACGUCUGUGUAAAAGGUGUGCCGUUUAACUGGAAGGGGUCGAAUAAACCAGAAAAUACUGACUUUUCUGUAAAGACUUGGAAGGAAGACUUGACACUAUUAGUUGAGAACAAAAAGCUCUAUGUUUCCAAAGCUGUUCUAGGGCUUGUCUCCCCAGUAUUUGACAGAAUGUUUCAGUCUGAGUUUAAAGAGGGGCAUCAGACAGAAAUUGAGCUUCCGGAUAAGAAACUGGAUGAUGUCAAAGAGUUCCUGAGGUGCAUUUAUCCUAAUAUGGAGAAUGAUGUAUCCGAAAAAAAUGUUUACACAAUCCUUUCACUGGCUGACGAGUACGAGUAUAAUUAUGGGCGACAACUAUCAGUUUCAGUAACACCUGUUAACAUGAACGGGGUUGAGACAAUUUCCUUAAUACUGAAAAUAGUUUUAAUAAAAGCACUGAAAAAAGAGCGUGACGUUUGUAGAAUUUUGAAAGAAAACAUUUCACCAAGAAGCAAACCAACAUCGUGGCGACACAUUACAUUAGACGAGAAAGAAAAUUUCUCUCAUUUUGCAAAAGUGGACUCUGAAAUACACGUACUUGCUUACAAAGGACACAGUUUGUUAUACGAUCACUUUCUACGGGUUACCCAUAUACAUGCUUAA